This is a messenger RNA of Trichoplax adhaerens, 1743 nucleotides long. RefSeq lists its product as uncharacterized. Bases 1 to 1743 code for a protein of 580 amino acids. Lineage: Eukaryota; Metazoa; Placozoa; Uniplacotomia; Trichoplacea; Trichoplacidae. The transcript is spliced from 21 exons. The record is from RefSeq and is a predicted model, not a curated record.
AUGUCACUUAACCUACAAGAAAUUACCAAUACCAAAACUCUAAAAGUAUUUGAAAAAUUUUAUAGAAGAGAGGUUAUUUUACCUGUUUUAAAAGAUGCCACUCGGGAUCAUAACUUGCUACAGGAACAUGAACGAUUACUACAAAUAACUGAUACGGAGAAAAUCGAUUUGCCAGAAAUAAUCUCUGACUUUGAGUUAAAGUAUAGACAGAUACAACACAUUUUAGUUGCAAUUGAAUGUCACAUGAUCGUUCAAAUGAGAAAGAAAGUAGCUAAAGAUCACAGUUUCGUUUUAACUGAGAAAGUUAAAAUCGAUCAUACCCUUCCUAAUGAUUUAUGGCAAAAGGAGGGAACAGCUGAAACGAUCAUAAUUGAUCGACCUUACUUAGCCGAUGACUUUGUUCGAUGUUUAUCCAAGAAUAUUAAAGAUUCAGGCGAUAAUAUCAUCAUUAGCAAAACCUAUCUUUCUGACUGUUUAAGAAAGUUAGAUUGUAAAGUAAUGGAAAGAGAACGAAUCUGCUACGAAAACUAUAGUUCAUUUUAUGAGGGACUGUUAAAACAUCUCCGCUACCUAUGUCAUAUAAGAGAACAGGAAGUAAAGAAUCUCCAAUCUACAGUAGGACAAAUAUCAGAAGAAAAUUUUGCUAACGCUCACUUUCAGUUAGCAGAUAAAUUUUAUCAGCUAGUAUUAGAAAUUACUGCGCUAAGAGCAAAAAUUGCUGAUAUGAGAGAUUACAGCUUAGAUCAGGAACAAUUCAUCCGGAAAAACAUUAAAAAUUCGUUUGAUAAUCUGGUAAAAAAUUUAUAUCAUUCGUCUACCACACUAAAAAGUCGAUUUAAUGAUUAUAGAUGCCACUUCUACAAUGACAUCCAACAAAAUAUUCAAGAGACCAGGAAAAAAACCAUUCAAAAAUUAAAAACCGUAAAAGAUCAAUCAAUCAUAAGUAAAGAUGGAUAUAAAAAACUAGAUGCUAUUUUGGAAAAAUCGCAAAAAUUUCGCGAAUUGCAUAAGGAAAAUAUUUAUUUAAAUCAAUAUGAAGAACAAUUGAAAGAAAAGGUUAAUAAGAUGCAAAAGGGAAAUUUACAAAUAAAGAUGAAAGCUGACGAAGAAAUUACAUUGCUAAGACAGCAGCUGGAAGCUUUACGGAAGUGUAUAGAGCAUUUGGAAAAGGAUAGAGAAUCGUUACAGAAGAAAUUAGCUGCAGAGGAAUAUGAAAAAGUACAAAAAACUCAUGUUGCUCAACAGCAAGCUCAGAAUAGGAAACAAUUGGAACUUGCAAAAAGAGAAAAUUUCCUGCAGCUGAUCGAUGACUUAAAAACUAAGGACGUCUUAUUGCAAGAAGUUACCGGGAAAUUCGAAAAGAAUCAAAAGGAAGUUGCCGUAGUUGAAGCUAAAGGCAGAAAGGCUGUAGAACAUUUACAGAAGAAAAUAGCGCACGAAAGAUCUCUCAAACUUAAUGCUUUCCAUAAAGUAGACGAUCUUCAAGUUCAAAUUAACGAAUUUGAAGAGAAGCAAUACAGCCUCUUAAACUCUAGUGGUCGGGCACAACCAUUAAAAGACAUUAAACUUAAAACACGUUGUUUUAGCGCUAUUCCAAGGGGACCCGGCAGUUCUCACAUACAAGCAGCAAAUAACGAUCGCAUUAAAAGGAUGACAAGGCCCAAAACUUGUAAUGCUCGUUUGCGAACUAGUCGAUCUACUCGCGAAGAAAGCAUUGAAGGAGUGGAGAUACAAGAAUUAUAG